Molecule: messenger RNA, 4217 nt
Organism: Bubalus bubalis (water buffalo)
Lineage: Eukaryota; Metazoa; Chordata; Mammalia; Artiodactyla; Bovidae
Gene: EDN3
Product: endothelin 3
Exons: 4
Coding region: 387-998 (203 amino acids)
Biological process (GO): vein smooth muscle contraction; regulation of systemic arterial blood pressure by endothelin; intracellular calcium ion homeostasis
Cellular component (GO): extracellular region
Molecular function (GO): hormone activity; endothelin B receptor binding
Source: RefSeq, a predicted model, not a curated record
CUCGCCGUGCUGGGUGCGCCGCGGGCCGCUGCGCGACUAGCCGGUUCCCCAGCGCCUGGGAGGCGACCCCCGUGCGCCCCGGGUUCAAAGGCCCCCGCGCUGCAACUCCAGCCCCUCCGGGGGGCGGGGAGGCGAAAGGGGUGGUGCGGGAGCCAGAAAAGCCCUAACCCACAGCCGGCAGCCCUGAGCCGGGAUGGGCAGCGCGCUCUGAAGUUUGUGACGGUCGCAGCCGACUCCUGGCCGCAGCCCGGGACGCGGCGAGCCAACGGCCGACCUCGAAGCAUCUGCAGUUGGAGGGUGAGGCCCGCUGUGCCCGGCCCGAGCGCCCUUUGGCGGCCACAGGCGCCCGUCCUCCGGCGCGGUGCGCCCGCGCCCGAUCGGGGUUCAUGGAGCUGGGGCUGUGCUUCCUUUUCGGGCUCGCUGUGACCUCCGCCGCAGGAUGGGUGCCUCACCCCCAGUCUGGGGAUGCUGGCAGGAGCAGCAUGCCCCGGGCCCUCUCUGCAGCCACAUCGGAGGGGGACACCAAGGAGACUGUGGCCACCAUGGCAGCCCGGGGUCCAAGCCCCAGAAGCCCUUGGCGGGAGCAGGGACCAAGUCAGUUUGGGAAGCAGGGGGCCGAGGGGGUUCCUGUGCACCACCGAGCCCGGCGCUGUACAUGUUUUACCUACAAGGAUAAAGAGUGCGUCUACUACUGCCACCUGGACAUCAUCUGGAUCAACACUCCUGAACGGACUGUGCCCUAUGGACUGUCCAGCUACAGAGGCAGCGGAAACAGGGGCAGGAGGUCGGCUGGGCAGUUCCCACAGAGCCCACAGCCAGUGAAGGGAACGCUGCGCUGCGCCUGCACGGACAGCGAUGAUGAUGCCUGCUUGCAGUUCUGCACCUGGUCCCUGGCUGCCCGAAUUCAAGGUCGGCACAAACAUCUGACAAAGAAGUGGGAAAGCAGGCUGGUGGUGCCCUGGGGGGCGUGCGUCCGAGGAGGUGAAGUUGCUUUCUGAGUUGCUGCCCCUUGGGUGGCAUGGAGGACAUGUGGGGUGCAUUUGGUCUGUGCAGGCGGCUAGCGGGAACCCCACUGCAUGUGGGGGGGUUGCUUUGUCCCCUGGGAUCAGAGCAGCCAAAAGCUGUGGACAGCCUGCUCUCUGUUUUAGGAGCUGACUUCUGCAUUCCCUGUAGCUUUUGAGCAGUGAUGUCUAGCCCUGGAUUUCACCAGGUCUGGAUAAAGCUCACCAACCACUGCUUCUUGGAGCCCCUGCAGGCUCAUCUGCUGGGGCCCACAUUAUGCUUCUGCUCCCAUAGCAAAAUGUGAUCUUUAGAAAAAGAAUCAUUUCUUCUUUUCAGCAGCUGAUUCUGGACAGAGAUGAAUUACAGCAGCUGGGUGCCAGGUCCUCCAAGUCCUCCAGUUCAUUUUAUAAAUUUUUUUUAACCCGUUUGUGGUUUUUGUAUGAUCCCAAGGGCUUCCAGCAGCCCAACUGGGUUUGUCAUUCUAUCAGUCAGAAAUUGUUAUUAAUGAGUUGUCUACACAUCUGCAAUGGGAAUGGUAAUUUAUGUUCGUAGCAGUGGCCUGGAGGGGGUUUGGGUUCCUACAUGGUCUGAUCAAGGGAGGGUUAAACCCUUCUGGAUAUAUACAAGGCAUUCCAAAUUGGUGGCAGAUUGCUUCGAGUCACCUGGAGAGGACUCUGUCAGCAUCCACAAUGAAAACACAGAGAAGCGGCAGAGGCAGACCCUGGAGAGGAUGAGUUAGGCCCCCACCAGACCCCACUUUGCCUCUUUUUCCUCACCCCAAACCCAAACCAGUCUCAGUGAGGGAGUAGUGUGAUUAAACCAUCCACCUAUUAUGUCAUUUACUCAAUUCAGCAAGGAUUCAUUGAGCACCUGUGAGGUACAGGGCACCAUCCUAAAUGCUGGGGACACUACCGAGAAUACGGCAAAAGUUCAGCCUUCCUGGCACUUAAAUAGUGGGAGGAACAGAUAGCAAACCAGUACAUAAAACAUAGAGCAGGGCACGUGAAGGAGAGCAGGAGCAGGCUGGGGGUAGGGAGUAUUGGGGGUGGUUGCAGGUGGGGUGGUCUCACUGGCCAGGUGACAGUGGCAUAAAGACCUAGAGGAAAUGGGGCAGGGUGAGCCAGAGUGAUGAGGAAGGGAAGGGGGUGUCAGACAGGGGAGGGUAAGCGCAUAGGCCCUGCAGUAGGAACGUGCUGUGCUGGGCGCGUUCUGGGAAGGUAGGGCAGGCCAGUGCUCUUGUCAUUGUCCUGUUGAUGUUCAGGAGGUGAGGACAUUGGCACAGAUGUCCCACCCGCGCCUGGAAAGGAUCUGCUUCUAGGCUUCACAACGUUGCUUGUCACGCUCCUGUAAGAAGCUUUACUUGGAAAGAAAAAGUCUUUCCUUAUAAUCAUGGUCCUGACUUUCUUGCAAGACUGGAGUUAGUCAUCCCUAGUUUGACAUUUUCAGAGUGGGACUUGCUACGGUCCUGAACUUGUGAUCCUCAAAAAUGGGACCAGGCUGCAAGAGAGAGAGCUCCCAAGGCUCUGUUGGCAGCGAUGGCUGUGUGUACACCUUCAGGCUAAUGGCAGGCUCUGAAAUUGCCAAGAAGCUCUGCCAAGGAGCUUGUUCAAAACAAGGAAUAGGCUGAAGAAGGAUGGGGUGGCUCCCUUUCAGGUAGUGGAGAGCUUGGCUUUUGUUAUAGGCUUCUGUCUUCUCUUUUGCAUAUCCCUUCCGCCUUUUCUGAGGUAGGCUGAAGUCAAGGCCAGACAAAGCAAGUAGGCUUUAGACCUCCAUCAAAGUGGACGUCCCUGCCCCGUGGUCUGCCUGCCCCUCCACUGGCCCUUUCGGCAGCUCCCUGGGGAGAAGGGCCUGCAGCAGGAAGACCUCAGUUAUGGCUCCUCCUUGGUUCACAUUUCCACUUCUUUGAGGACAAGAAAGGAGUUUUGCCUGGGGGAGAAAACCCACUCAAAGGGUCCUCACUUAACAAUACAGCCCUUUCCCAAGAAUGCCCCAUCCAAAGACCCCAGCUUCCCUAAUGGGUAAAACGAUCCCAGCUGUGCCUCAGGGCCCACAGCCCAAGGCUCCGGUUUCACUCAGGAAAUUGUUUUUGGAGCGGUAUGGCAUGUCGCAAAGCCACUUCUCUCUGGGAGUGAGUGGACCCCAAGCUAACUCUUUGCAAAUGUAAACCCAUGUCCAUCUGGGAACAGAUGCAGGCUCCGUCGGAGCAUGUCAACGUCAGACCCAUCACAGGGGGCAGGCACCAGGGGUGAGCUAGCAGAUCACAGCUCUACAGGAGUUGAUGAAUUUGAAGCUUAUGGGAUUUAGACAGACAUUUUCAGCUGUGUUUGGUACCCACUAAAAGAAUACAUCUAAAAAAGAAAAGGAAGGGAAGAAAGAAAGGAUUCUUGAUGUUUGUGAUAAAAAAGGAGGAAAUGAACACCCUCAGGUGUUGAACCCCAGGCCGUGCAGCAGAGGGACUUCCGUGCCCUUUGCCAACAGGCACACUGAUGAACCAUAGACCUGGUUCCCUGGAAGCCGCUGUGAAGGCAGCCCCAGCGCAAGACUAUUAGGGUGAUAUUUGUUUUCAGGAAGAAAUGUGGAUCUUUGGGGAAUGGCUUCAAAAUAAGCCGCAGACACAAGCGCUUUGUAAAUUAUGUAAAUUUCUAUUUAUCUAUAUAAUUGGCAACAACUGGGAAUUGUAACGCCUGACAGUUCGCAAUCUCUUUCAGCUGCGCUCUAGUGGCUACGCUGAGAUUACUGAGCAGCUGAAGAAGACGGUGUUUUUCAACCGCAGGGAUGGGGAGAGGCCGCCCAUCCCCUCCCCCUUCCCCUGCCAAGAUGCUAAUGCAAAGGUGGAUGCUGGGGUGUUAGCCUUGACCAAAUGCUAAAUUCUCAAUGAGUAGUAUAAGGUACGAAUGUGAAUAUCCAUCAUACGGAAAUGGAAAGGACUGAUGUGCCAGCGAGAUGGUAUACAGUUUCGAGAAGGGAUUAUUUAUUGUGAAAGUGGUCUCUACAUCAACUCCUUUCGGUGGGUGUGUGCGCAGCAGAAUCUCUGUACACAGAGAUGUUAAAUUCUGUUCUGAAUCCCAGCUCGUGUUCCUUAGGGCUUGAAUUACAUUUGUUUUAAACACCUAAGCACUGUUUGGCUCUGUGGCAGGAUGGUAUCUCAGAAACGCAUUCAUUGUGCUAACACUCAGAAAAUACUGUCAAAUGCAAAAUAAAAAAAUCUCAAAGUU